Pocillopora damicornis (cauliflower coral) is the source of this 1620-nucleotide messenger RNA. Its product is annotated as BTB/POZ domain-containing protein 6-B. Gene Ontology annotation, molecular function: protein binding. Gene Ontology annotation, biological process: neurogenesis. Gene Ontology annotation, cellular component: cytosol. Lineage: Eukaryota; Metazoa; Cnidaria; Anthozoa; Scleractinia; Pocilloporidae. The record is from RefSeq and is a predicted model, not a curated record.
AUACCUUUGACGGCAAACGUUGAUAGUAUUCAAUAGAGUUUGAUUUGUGAAAGGAACUGAGAGCAAAACCUAGCAAUGGCAGCUGACGAUAAUUGGCAGACGGAACUUCCAACUCUCGUCGAAAGAACUGCCUUCAUUUUCAACAACGAGAUAUUGAGCGACGUGAAGUUUGUUGUUCCUGUGUCGAUUGGUGAAAUUGAAAGCAAGAAGGUGAUCCCAGCUCACAAGUUUGUGCUCGCAAUCAGUAGUCCCGUGUUCUUUGCCAUGUUCUAUGGUCUAAUGGCGGAGACUAAAGACUCUAUUGAACUGCCUGACUGUGACUACGAGAGUCUGUUGGAGUUGUUUCGUUUCUUGUACACCGACAAAGUGAAUUUAAGCGGAAACAACGUGAUGCAAGUGUUGUACUUGGCGAACAAGUACAUAGUACCCUCGCUCGCCAAGAAAUGUACAGAAUAUCUUCGCGACAACCUGAACGCAUCUAAUGUAUUUUUUAUUCUGCCGUACGCACAGAAAUUUGAAAAUAAAGACUUAGAAGAUCGAUGCUGGAAAGUGAUUAAAGAGCAGACAGAAGAAGCUGUGACGUCAGAUGAAUUUUUUAAAGUUGAGCGAUCUGUUGUUGAAUCUGUUGUGAAGCGAGAGAAGUUGAGCGUAACAGAACUAAAAUUGUACAAGGCAGUCGAUGGCUGGGCCACGGCAGAAGUACAAAGGCAAGGACUUACUCCUGAUGGAAAGACGAAGAGACGAAUUCUUGGGGAGGACAUUGUUAAAGCAAUACGAUUUCCAUUGAUAUCACAGAAGGAUUUUAUGUCAGUUGUAUUUGAUUCUGAUAUUCUCACUAUUCAUGAGGUUGGAAACAUGAUGAAACAUUAUAGUGGUGUUUUAAAAUCUCCUUUGUUAUUUAAGGAUACCGCAAGGAGCCUUUUAUUCCGAUGUAAUCGAUUUCUAAAGUUCAAUUCGCCAGCAAUAAAAAUUUGGUCAUACUCGGGUGGAACUGACAGUAUUGAAUUUACAACAAACAAGCCAAUCUUGCUACAUGGUGUUCAGCAUUUUGGCUCAGACGGUGGCAAGUAUACUGUCUCUACCGAAGUUAAAGUUACAGCCCACACUUCUUGUCUCGGAAAGAAAUCAGGAACAUACUCUUCAAUAAAGGAAGAGACUAAUAAUUAUUAUAGCUUCGAUGUGAUGUUUGAUCCGCCAAUUCGUUUGGAGGCUCAUGAAAGCUAUAGGCUUGUGUCGCUUAUCAAGGGUCCUUCAUCAUGGUAUGGAGAUGAGGGAGUAACGUCUCUUAAAUUGAGAGGAGUGCAGGUCAAUUUCAUGAAGUCAGUGGAGAGUGCCAAUCACACUUCGGAAACGAGUGGCCAAUUUCCAGCUUUCAUAUUUAGUACUUGUUAAGCAUAGAUAAUAGAAAAUUAUUUUUUGAUUGUUUUUGCUGCUAAUAAUUGACGAAGUUAAAAAUUAUUGAAUACGUACUUUUGUUCUUUGCGACCUUGUAAGUGUUCAGAAGUGAAUUAAGUGUCACGACGGAACAUUGGAAUGCUUUUGGAAUGUUUCACUUAUUACUUAAGUUGUUACGUUAAACAAUAAUGACAUUCUGAAAUGAAAAUAAACCUUCGAACAGUU